Rotaria socialis is the source of this 1713-nucleotide messenger RNA. Lineage: Eukaryota; Metazoa; Rotifera; Eurotatoria; Philodinida; Philodinidae. The record is from the annotation of a GenBank genome assembly.
AUGCUUAACGAAGAAAAUCUCUCCUGUGAAAAAUCUUUCGUAGUUCAUUUAAUUAUAAUUGGAUUCCAUCAUAAAAAAGGUCAUCAGAUUGAAUAUAGUUAUCCAUUAUUAAAUGAACCAAUUGAUGAACGUUGGUCAAAUAUUGGCGGUUUAGCUUUGCCAGAUGGUGCACAUAACAGAAAUAAAGAUUUGAUUUACUUUCAUGUUCCAUCGAUUGAACAAGAUCAAUAUUCAAAUAAAACAUUAUUUGGUAUUGCUUCAUAUAGACAAAUUGAUGCUAAUACUGUAAUUAAUAAAGAAGCUGAUGUAACAAGAAAUUCAAUUCAAAAAAGUGUUUGUCUUAUUUUACGUAAACCUGUUUAUGGGAAUAUUAGCGAAGAACUUGAAAUGUUAACUGAAAAAUAUUUUCAAGAGAAAAACUUUAAUGAAAGAAAACCAUUUGAAGAUUUUGUCGAUAAGUUAAAUAAAAAUCCUCCAGAAUUUGAUUUAAAAUAUUAUUCAGCACGUGAUCUUGUUAUUCGUUAUCGGCGUCGAACACUUAUUCUUUUUAAACUUAUUUUAUUACAAAGAAAGGUAUUAUUUAUAUUGUCACCUAUUCAAAAUUUAGUACAAACCAUAAUGAAUCUAGUCUCUUUAAUUCCUGGUAUAAUUGAAACGGAAUUAAAUGAAUGUACAUUUAUUGAUGAUAAAAAUUAUAUUGAAAAUAAUUUUGAAUUAAAUGAAAAUGAAGAUAUUGUUUUCGAUAGAAAUAUUAAUAAGCAAUUAGAUUUUGAUAAUAUUAAAUUGAAAACAUUAAAAAUAUCGGAUAAUAAUGAACCGGAAGAAGAAGAUGAAGACGACGACGACGACGAUGAAGAAGAUGAAAUUAAAAAUAAUAAAAUAAAUUUAUUAAAACGAGCAACAUCCAUAACAAAUAAAUUAACAGAUACAUUUAAUCGUUUAACAACAAAUAAUUCUGUGUCAAUCGAAAUAAAUAAUGAAGAAAAUUUUGCUUCUUUUGAUCAAUGCCAAUUUUCAUAUGAAUUAUUUAAAAAGAAUAAUCUUCUUUAUCCGUAUUUAUCGAUUCAUAGUCUCGAUAUAAUAAAUAAUAAAAAUGUUAAUUCUUAUAUAAUUGGUGCAAGUAACGGAUUAUUUCGUCAACAAAAUAAUUUAGAUUUUAUUUUAAUUGACAAUGAUGAAGAUUUUCAAAUUCUUUCAUCCGAAUUAAAACAACAACUUCAAUUAACAACAGCUGAUCUAAGAUUUACUCAAUUAUUUGAAGAUUCCCAAUCAAAUGUUAAAACUGAAGAGGAAAUUCGUCGUUUAUUUAAAAUUUAUUUUUUAUCGUUAUUAUCUGUUGCUCGAACACCAAAUGAUCAAGGAAUAAAUGAUUUUAACUCAUCAUUUAUGAAAUCAUUUCAAUCAACAAAUGCAUUUCAUUUAUGGCAAUCGAAAGGACCUUAUCCGCAUAUGGAUCAAAUUCCUGCAAGACAUCCACAAUCAGGACAACUCAAUGUAACUGAUGUGAAAUUACGUGUUGCACAUGCUCUUGACGAUACUGAAACAGGUCGGAAAUUAAAAAAUGCAUUAGAAGAUACAUCUCAAUUUAUGGGAGAUAAAUCCCGAGCAGCAAGUAAAGUUCUUGGACAAGCAAAAAAUUCUAUUUUCUCUUCAUUGGUUGGAACAAUUAAUCAAGGAAAACAAUGGUUAGCUAAAAAUCCAUCGUCAUCUUAA